UAUACCAUGUGACCUUAUCUUAUCAACCAACAUGGCGGCGGAAGAGGAGUUCCCUGCCGUGGUGGAACUGAAUAUCGGUGGCCACCACUUCACCACGUCUUUGGCGACUCUUCGCAAGUACGAGGACUCCAUGCUCGCCGCCAUGUUUAGCGGGCGCCACCACCUCGUCAAGGACAAGGACGGUCGCUACUUCAUCGACCGCAACGGAAAGCAUUUCGUGUACGUCCUGGAUUUCAUUCGCCACGGGGAACCUCCGCCAGCCGAUCUCGCCAAGCAGGUUUACAAAGAAGCCCAAUUCUACGGCAUUGAGAAGUUGAAGAACUGUCUGGAGGGGAUGCAGCCAAUCAUCGGCGAGCAGUUCCGUCAGAAGUUUAUCGACUACAUUCCGAACUACCGGGACAACGUGAACUCUAUGAUAACGCUUGCGGUGGGGCGAGCUGACGAAGUUUUAGCCAGAUUUCGCUACGGUAUGAUUCGGAUCUGCAUCUGUACGCAGAAGCAAGACCGGAUCCCGUUCACGCGCUGCAAAAUCGAGAAGAAGGCGGAUUUUCACUUCGACGUGUCCGAGCAGGAGUGGUCUGCGGAGGAACUCGUGCAGUGCAUUGCUCGCGAUGUCGAAGAGAAGGGAUACGAGAUUGACUAUACGCUACAGGAGUGCAUCUGCGGUUGGUGCAUCCCUGGAAAAAACUUGUACGACGUGCAAUUCAAGCUGUGGUAAAAUGGAACAGCAUUGGACACUUGUAUCAAGUAACAAAUGUUUUAAAGAUCAAAUGAUCAAGCCAGGGCCUACUAAUAUAAAUACUGAAAAAAUAUUGUGUUUCCUGUUUUUCCUUCCAAAAAUUAAGGUUGGUAGGUAGCUUAUAAGUUAUAGGGAUCAUCUUUUUUUAUAGAAUUUGGCCAAAACUUUUUUAGGAUACAAUACUGUUUUUAAAGUAAAACUGAAAAGCAUAAAGACACUUGUAUUUUCAAUGGCAGACUUUAAUUUUUGUGCAAAUGGUUACAGAUCUGUGGAUUACAUUUAACCUUUAUUACAAAGGAAAAGCAUUUUUUUUUACUUGCAUAGUCGAAAGCAGUCCGAACGAAAAUUCUAACUGGAAACUUAGACUGUCAGACUCCUCUGCCCACCCAAACAAAGUCUAGGGUUGGCAGGUUUUUCUAGGGUAGGUCAAGAAACAGGAAACACAACAUUUUCUUCCUUAGCAUUUCUUAUAAUAUAUAUUGUAUGUAACGUUAACUAAAAUGUGAUGUAUGUUAUAUUAUUUUAUAAAAAAGAUGGGUUAGAUUUUACGUAAUUACUUACUUCAAAGCCAUAUCAGAGUAUACUCUUGUGGAAAACAUGUUGUAACAACAAAACUUGGUGCAAUGCUUUUGAAAGGGUUAGUGAUCACUCAGACUUUUAGACCUUCAUUGGUAACAUUCCGGAGUUAGGAAAGUUUAGAGAUUGAUUGUGAGUACCAGGAAGUUCUGUUGAGCAGGCUUUUAGCUAUGAUUUUAUCAUAGGGGUCGAAAUUUCCUAGUAACUGCUGAGAUUCACCAAGCUGCGAACGCUACAGGCACAAGUUUUGUAGGGGGUCAGGGGGCAUCGACCUUCCAUGGUAAUGAGAUUUAGAGAAUCUUAAGUUAAAAACAUGCAUUCUGAGGUAUCCUGAGGGGCAAAAUUACUGUCAAAGAGAUCACAGUCUUCAACUGUGUCCUAGUGGCAUCCCUGGUCAAUUAGAAUUUCAUGCUUGUCAGAGGAUUUGCUCCCCAGUGUAAGGGUCUCUUCAGAGCAUCUAGUGCGUCCAAUUUCUUACUAUUUUUAGAACAGUGCGUCAUAUUGAUGCCUGGACGCAUGCCUGGCUAAAACUUAGUAAAAGCCUGUUGUUGAGUGAUGGUAUAAAUGAUAUCGAAAUUUAUGUUUGCAUUAAACAAGUCUACAUAUCAGAAACAAGAAAAAUAUGCCAUGCAUAAUCUACUAUCUUCAAUGAAAGAUCUUUAGGGUGACAAUAGAAAGACUAUUCUACAUUGUGCACAUGUUGUUGGCUGUCGAUAUUUCAUGUAAAAUUAUAAUUUUUGUUACAAACAGUGGUGUUAAAAGAGUUACAGGAUUUACUAUCUUUUUUUUUGUGGGAAAAAAUUUGUGGAAAUCAUUGAUUUAACUUGUCAGAAAAUGCUCUGAAAGAAAGAAAGAGACAUACAGUAUAAUCUUGUUUUUUUUUAGUUGUACUACAUAAAAGAUAGAAACAAGCUUACUGUUACCUGUUUCAUCUUUGAAAUGUUGUGUAACAAAAUUAGCUUGUAUAGUGAUAACCCGUGUCUAAAUGUUAGAUAUGAAUGGUAUAGAUUUGCACUUUUGUAUCAAAUUAAACCAUGAUGGAAAUUGCAUCUGUAGGAAUAUGUAUUAUUUACAUUGGGACUUACUGAGAAUAAAAUUGCUCCACAUGAAACAAUG
Branchiostoma floridae (Florida lancelet) is the source of this 2431-nucleotide messenger RNA. Its product is annotated as BTB/POZ domain-containing protein KCTD7-like. Gene Ontology annotation, molecular function: protein binding. NCBI's taxonomy places the organism in Eukaryota, Metazoa, Chordata, Leptocardii, Amphioxiformes, Branchiostomatidae. The coding region runs from base 32 to 718 and encodes 228 amino acids. The record is from RefSeq and is a predicted model, not a curated record. The transcript is spliced from 2 exons. Gene Ontology annotation, biological process: protein homooligomerization.